GUUGGGAUCCGCACGGACACGGUGCACCUUCCUGCCGCUUUCCUGAAUACCGUACACGUUACCUACCUACCUUCUUCCUUCCACCCAAUUCCAAUUCCAAUUCCAAUUCCAAUUCAAUUCAAUUCAAUUCGGACUAUCAUAUUAUAUUCUCUCCCUCUACCUUCCCAACCUCCCUCUCUCCACCUAUAUUUUCUCUCCCCAUAAACCUUCCCUUCAACGAAACCCCGCCAAUUCUUCAACACAACUAAUAUAUAUAUAUAUAUAUAUAGAUAAAGAUAAACCCACAAACACAAUUAAUAUCUGUGUUGUUUUUAACUGUGUGUGUGUGUAUAUAUAUAUUCAACCGUUUGCAAAAAGAGAAGGAUGAGUUUUGAAGAUCUUGAACUGGGCCGGACUUUCAGUUUUAAUGGAAGCCAACACCAACACCAAGAGAAACAGAGACAAGAGCCUUCGCAGGGCGUCGCCGCCGGCGUGUUUCAGAUCAACACGGCCCUUGCCUCCUUCCAACGCCUUCUUCAUUCCCUCGGAACCCCCAAGGACACCCUUCUUCUCCGCCAAAAGCUGCACAGGACUAGGUUACAUAUUGGACAACUAGUGAAAGAGACAUCAAUUAAGCUUAAGCAAGCUACUGAAACAGAUCAGCGUACUGAAGUCAGUGCCAGCAAGAAGAUUGCUGAUGCUAAGCUGGCAAAAGAUUUCCAGGCAGUUCUUAGAGAAUUUCAGAAGGCUCAACGGCUUGCAGCCGAGAGGGAAACAACAUAUGCUCCUUUUGUUCCUAAGGAAGUUCUUCUGCCCAGCAACAAUGGCAAUGAGCUGGAGAUAGAUUCAGCGAAGAGUCAUGAACAGUUAGCUCUUCUUGUGCAAUCUAAAAGACAGGAGGUGGCAAUGUUGGAGAAUGAUAUUGUUUUCGAUGAAGCCAUUAUUGAAGAAAGAGAACAAGGGAUCAAAGAAAUUCAACAGCAGAUUGGUGAGGUGAAUGAGAUUUUUAAGGAUCUGGCUGUGCUAGUUCAUGAGCAAGGAGUUAUGAUUGAUGACAUUAGCUCGAACAUUGAGAGCUCUCAUGCUGGAACCGCACAAGCUACUUGCCAACUGGCAAAAGCAUCGAAGAUCCAAAGAUCCAAUUCAUCUAUGACAUGUCUAAUGUUGGUAAUCUUUGGGAUCAUUCUUCUUAUUGUGGUUGUAGUUGUGGUAGCAUGACCAGCAAUGUUGGUCUUAAAUUGCUGCCCUUUUCGUUGAUUCUUUGGUGAAGCUGCUACCAAAAUGCUGCCUGACUUGAGAUGAUCACAUCUGGUCCGACCACAAAGCACAUGAUGUUAUUCCUGGUUGAUCGCCUAUGUACAGGUUUGUUUCAAAUGUGGGUGAUACUGAUCAACGAGAAGAAAGGAACACCUAUUUUAGGCGCAAGAGAAGUCUUUAGAAGUCAAAUACUAAUUUAGGAGAUUUAUUUAUUUCGUGUUUUCUAUUUUUCUAUUGAUUUAUGGAACAUAUGUAUUUGGAUGGUGGAUGGUGUAAGGAAGAUUUUUACUUUUGAGUGAAUUAAUAUUGAUUGAAAAUAUUUUUCCAAAAACCCUAGUUGUGGUUCU
Molecule: messenger RNA, 1583 nt
Organism: Camellia sinensis
Lineage: Eukaryota; Viridiplantae; Streptophyta; Magnoliopsida; Ericales; Theaceae
Source: RefSeq, a predicted model, not a curated record